CAAAAAUUUUAGAUGUAAUUUUUUAGAAAAAAUUAAUAAAGCGACUAAGGAUUUAAAAUUGAUACAUUUUAUAGAAAUAUAAUAUAUACUUUAAAAUAAGUAACCAAAGCUUAAUAAGUCAAGAUGAUGAACCAAUACAUAAAAGAAUUGGAACAGGAUCCAUUCGACCCAGAUGAAUUUGUGGAGAGGAUGGUCCGUCGUAGCAUGCAGGAAUGUCGUUUUCAAGACGAUCAAUUUGAUCCAGAAACGAUUCAUGACAUCUUUAAACAAGCUAUACAAGAUUUAAAAGUUCUACAAGAGAGACAAGAAAGGAAAUGUGCUAGGCUAGAGCAAGCAGUUCAAGAAGAAGAAAAGUUAUAUGUUGCAAAGCUCGCUGAAAUAAUGGAACAGCAUUCGCAUUGCGUCAAUGUAUUCAGUUCGUUAGAUGAAAGAAUGUCUCGUUGUGGAGGUCGAGCCCUUGAUGUGGGAGAGAAGCUUGGAGCUGCAAGAGCUCCAAGAGCAAGAGCAGCAGCUGCAAGAGACCUCCUGUCACAUCUUGCAAACUUCCUCAGUCCGGGACCAGUACUUACUGAGCUAUUUAAUGAUCCAAAUAAGUUGAACGAAGCAGCAGAUGUUAUACAGAAGUUGUAUACUAUAUCACAAGAACUUCCACCAGAUAAGUUUGAAGUGGCCAAGAAGAAAAUAGAAGCUAAAUAUGAUGAGAUAGAAAGAAACCUCAUAGAAGAGUUUGUUAAGGCUCAGAAUCAGAAUAAUAUUGCCAAGAUGAAAGACAUCGCUAAUAUUAUGACAGACUUCAAAGGAUAUUCCCAAUGUGUUGACGCUUAUAUAGAAACAAGUCAAAUGAAUUCUUUGCUUGGAAAGGACAUAUUUGCAGCAGUACUACCAUUAUGUAAAAAGAAUUAUACAGUGAUAAGUAAUGUGUUUCCCAAUCCUGAUCAAGUAAUGAGCAAAUUUGUGCUGAACAUCUUCCAUCUUAAACUACAGAAAUACAUACAAACCAAGCUCGCUGACAAGAAUGAUUUGGAAAAAUAUUUGCGUAACUUAUACGAUAUGUAUACAAGCACGCAAAAAGCAUGCGAUGAACUUGUAGAAGCGAAUUUAGUAUCCGCUGAUGGCAACUCUUCUACGGGUGAUCUUAGACAAGAAGCCCUCGUGAACGGUGCCCUGGCAGGCGCCACUGACGGGUAUCCCGCGUUAGAGAUACGACGCCUCAAGGCAGUGUUUUCGAAUGCUUUGAAUGCUUAUUACAAUGAAAAACAACAUGUUAAGAAGCAGAUACAAGGUGGAGGAUUUCAAGAACUUCGACGAGAUUUACAAGCUGUUAUAGGGACCCGAGCUAAUAUCAAUAUUGCUCAAAUUGAAAAUUACGGUGGUGAAACAUUUCUCAGUGAAAAGCUCGUUCAGAAAAUGUUAAAUGACUCUAAAACAUCUUUUACCAGAUGUAAGACCUUAUGUUCGUCCAAUGAACUGCCUGGGACCACGAUAGCGUUACUAGAAGUAUUGAUACAACAUUUAUUAAUAGAACAUGUUGAUUACGCACUCGACUUAGGACUGCAGUCCAUUCCUAUAGCCGAGAACAAAUCACCGCCUCAGAUUCACUUCUUCGAUACAGUUAAUCAAGCUAAUAAAAUUGUCAAAUCUUUUGGAGAACACUUUCAAGAAUCGAUACUGCCCUGUAUGAGUAAACAAGGGGAAUGUAUACAACGCAAGAACACGAUAACAGAACAGUUGGAAAAUAAGCUAGACGCCGGACUGGAGCGAGCCAUCGCGGCCAUAGUGGGCUGGGUCAAGCUGCACCUCCAAACCGAACAGAAGAAAACUGACUUCAAACCGGAAGGAGAUAUUGAUACUUUAGCUUCACCUGCAUGCAUAGCGGUCGUCUCGUACCUCAACACGGUGAUGGAUAAAAUCCACUCGGAGUUAGAGGGAGACAACCUGAAUGCUGUUUCCCUGGAGCUGGCCGUUCGUCUGCAUCGAGUUAUUUAUGAGCAUUUGCAGAACUUCCAGUUUAAUUCUGCUGGCGCCAUGAUCGCGAUCUGCGACGUGAAGGAGUACCGCUCGGCGGCGUGCGCGCGCGGCCGGCCCGCGCCCGCGCCCGCGCCCGCGCUGUUCGACGCGCUGCACGCGCUCUGCAACCUGCUGCUCGUCAAGCCCGAGAACCUGCACCAGGUCUGCGAGGGAGAGACGCUCGCGGAGUUGGACCAUUCGAUCUUACACAACUUCAUACAACUGCGAUCCGACUACAAGAGUCAUAAGUUAUCAAGCUUUCUCAAGGGACUGUCAUAAUUUAUUGUUAAGACAUCACUCGUAAUCACAGGCUUAAUUUAUAUUACCCACAUGAUAUACUGUUCAUUUGUAUAAAAUAUAUUUAUUAAAGUUUACAACA
This is a messenger RNA of Vanessa atalanta (red admiral), 2386 nucleotides long. It is a transcript of the gene Sec10, whose product is annotated as exocyst complex component 5. The transcript has 14 exons. Gene Ontology annotation, cellular component: cytoplasm; exocyst. Gene Ontology annotation, biological process: exocytosis; Golgi to plasma membrane transport. Lineage: Eukaryota; Metazoa; Arthropoda; Insecta; Lepidoptera; Nymphalidae. The coding region runs from base 124 to 2286 and encodes 720 amino acids. The record is from RefSeq and is a predicted model, not a curated record.